AUGAUAGCUCUCGCGAUCUUCGACUUCGAUGGCACCCUCUUCGAUACACAUGAAUCCAUCUCCCAAACCACGAAACUCACCUUCGAUGCCCUCCUUCCUGCCCACACCCCUCCCCAACCCGAAAUCCACCGUCUCAUCGCCAGCGGAGCGGGACUAGCAGAUACCUUCAAAGCCCUGCAUCCUUUCCCGGCCGAAUUUACUCCGACUGUUGAGAACGAAUGGAUUGAAAAAUACCGUGCUCUCUAUGCCACCCACGGUCAACUCAUCAAGGCCUUCCCCGGCGCCAAGGAUCUCUUGACCGAGCUCAAUGCCCACAAGAUCCCCAUCGCCAUUGUGAGUAACAAGGGUGUGGCCGCUGUGAAAACAGCACUAGAGCGAAAUGGCCUGGAGGGCUACGUUCCCGAGGAUUUAAUCAUUGGCGAUAAGACCCCCGGCGCCAAGCGCAAGCCGGAUCCGGCUAGCUUUGUGGAUGUCCUGAUUCCCGUCUUGAGAGAGAGUUAUGGGGUAGAGAUUGACUCGGACAAGGUGCUGGUAGUGGGUGAUACAGUAGCGGAUGUUCAAUUCGCAAGGAAUAUUAAGAGCAAAGUCUGCUGGUGUCGGUAUGGGUACGGAGAUCAGAAGGCUUGUCAGGAAUUGACGCCGGAUUUUGUUGUUGAUUCUUUGGGGGAAGUUGUGGGGAUUGUAAAGGCAUAA
Penicillium vulpinum is the source of this 693-nucleotide messenger RNA. RefSeq names its product HAD family hydrolase. The coding region runs from base 1 to 693 and encodes 230 amino acids. The transcript has a single exon. The record is from RefSeq and is a predicted model, not a curated record. Gene Ontology annotation, biological process: DNA repair; dephosphorylation. Gene Ontology annotation, molecular function: phosphoglycolate phosphatase activity. Lineage: Eukaryota; Fungi; Ascomycota; Eurotiomycetes; Eurotiales; Aspergillaceae.